Messenger RNA from Bursaphelenchus okinawaensis, 4725 nucleotides. NCBI's taxonomy places the organism in Eukaryota, Metazoa, Nematoda, Chromadorea, Rhabditida, Aphelenchoididae. The record is from the annotation of a GenBank genome assembly.
AUGCAACCAGACAGAUAUGUACCAACUUUGGAUGAAUUACAACAAACUUUGGCUAAGGUAAGUAUUUUUCCUCUUAUUUUAUUGAUUUUUAGGAAGAAAAUUGGCUAAAAGACUUCCAAAAGUGCCAAACCACGAACCAGCGGAUAAAUGAAGAUGUUUGCAAACGAUUGGAUAACUUCACACAACAAAUUGAUGAACUCAGAGCUAGAGUAGCACCAUUGUGUAGCAAGACAACGAGUAUUCAACGGAAACAACAAAGUAAAUUGGUUUUAUGAGUCAUUUAUAUUGUUUUAGGUGGUCAAAGACGGAAUGUUUAAUAUCUCAAGGGUCUUUUGUCGAAAUCAAUUUGAAUUUUGUGAGAAGUUUAAUAGAGUAAUAGUGAAACUAUUGGCAUAAAAAAUUUAUUUAAAUUUUUGUCCAAAAAAUUUUGUAUGAUAAAAAGAACACGUUAUCCCAAUGAGCUAGAAGGCUAACUUAUUUUUAUUAUAACUUUGCUUUCAACUCACGAGGUUUAAAACUUUUGUUACUUGUUUUAGUUAGAGCAAUGUAUGAUCGAAAUAGGCUCAAUGUUUUAAAUUGUUACCUAUUCUUUAAAAAAAGUUAUGAUUAGAAGUAUUAAAACAUCCCUUAAAUUCCUAUUUUCGUAUAUUAUCCACGAAGAUCUUGAAAACAGCCUACCCAUCUGUUUCCAGACGUAAAAAAACUGUUGGGAAUCGUCGAAGCAAGCAUACAGUUCUAUGGCAAAACCGUGGAAUUCGAGUCGGCGUUCCGAAGGGGGACGGCCAACUUCUCGCUACCCGAAUAUCUGGAGCGAAUGGACGGAUUGAGGGAGGCGAUCGCUUUCUUUGGCCGCAAUUCCGCCCAUAAAGGGCAGCUGGAUACAAUGGUUUGUGCAAACACUUUUCAAUCAAUCUGGGCUGUUUUUGAGGGAAAUUUGGGUUUUACUUGACAUUAAGAACAAUAUACGUGGUUUUAUAAUAAGUUAUAUUGUAGUAGGUGAUUGGAGUUGGUUUUUGGAUGAUAUUUUUAGUUUUUUUUAUGUAGAUGGUUUAGAUUAUAUUGUCAAAGGUUAUCGAGGUUUUAUUUUAGCUUUUUUUGAUUAUGACAGAAAGCUUUACUUUGUGGGCAAUAAGUAUUUAAAGUUAUAUUGUAGUAUGUGAUAGCUGUUAGAUUUUAGUGGAUUUUGAGGUUAUAUUGUUGUAAGAUGAUUUAGGAAAUAUAGUUGAAGGCAAGUUAAGUCUUAGUUCAUUAAAUUCAACUUACUAUAGCCGUGGUAACGAACUACAUUGGUAGCGAAGCUCAAAAUUUUUCCGAUUUUUUGGUCGUUUUAGUCAAAAUAAAAAUCAAAGUUAAGUUAAAAUGACAUUUUUAAUGACAACGUCUUUUAGAAAGAGAGUUUCGAAGUUGGCUGCUCAUUUCUGGAGACAGAAUUCAACAAUGCAGUACGAUUUGAAACGGUACCAUUGGAUCCAGUGAAGAUUGCUGAUUGUCUGGAUGAGAACUAUGGUAUAGUUUAUGAUUAUAAUGUGAAUAUGUUUCUAUAUUAUGAUUAUCAUGAGGAUAUAUGUUUAUAUUUAUUUAAAAAUUAUGAUCAUUGUCAUGUCAAUAAAGUCUUGUCGUCAAUUUACAUUGUUUUGCAAGUCGAAAAACGACAAAACUUUUUUGACAGUUCUAUUUGAUUAUAUUUGCUUAAAUAAUUAAUAACUGAGAUUAAUGCUAUACUGUAAUAGUACUGUAAAACAAUUUUUUCAGAAAUCUCAUCCACCAGACUGUCAGAGCUGCAGACUAUCAAAGACACCUCAAAGUUGGCGAUUCUAGGACGAUAUUUGCAUAAAAAUACGAACAAUCAAGAUUACCUACAGUAUUAUAUCACAAAUAGAGCUCAGAACAUCAUAAAGACGAUUAGAUUGGCGAACGAUCAGUUGAGAGGCUUCGCUCAGAAUAAGGCCACUAGGAUACAGUUUAUCAAAAGGUAGGGGUUUGGAGGUGGUGGGUUUUGUAAUAGCAGUAUGAAUCUUAAUCAUAUCUCUAUUUUUAUCGUAGUGAUAUUAAGAGUUAAGGUAGGAGUGCAGUACGGUAAUGUGAGACAUAGAGCAAAGGAUAGGGAAAUUAGGAUAAGCUAAGCUGAGGUAACCUAGUAAAGCUUAGGCUAGUGUAAUGUUAGUUUUUUUGUAAAACAAUUUUAGCGAAUAGCGCUGCUCUUCGUAUUUUACACUGAAUUUUCAGCACAUUCCGAAGAGGAAAGACUGGAGAAAGGCAAACUGAUGAUCCAUGGGGUGAAAGUCUGAUGACCCUAACAGCUAUUUCGUUAUCAAUUGUCAUGGCUAUGAUUCAGGUGAGAUUUAAAAAAAAUAUAGCUUUGUAUGUUUGUUAUAGUCAAAAAUCGUAUUUACUAAUGUAAAGUUUAUCAUUUUUAGAUCGAAACAGAAGUAGCAUCAAAAAUCUUUCAAAACGUGGACGUUGAAGCCCAAUUGGUACGACGAAUUGCAAGUCAACCGUUACAGGAGGUCAUGGAAAAGGUAAAAAACAUGUUAUGAAUGACAAAUGGUUUUUCUUGUGGAGGAGUUCGUUAUACAGAAGUUUUACUAUAUUAACUGUUUCUUUUUAAAUUUUAUUCAUUUUCAGGCCCCAGUAAGUCAAUUCGAAUCCAACUUUGUCUCCAUGAUCCCGCUAGUUCGCCUCCUAACAGUCCACUCGGCCCAACUCUCGUCGCUAACUCAAAAUGCUGGCCAAUCCGACCUGUACCAAAGCUUUUGCCGCAAUGUCUUCAAUAAAGGAGCUCACGUCAUCAACGAUUUCAUCGACCAUCUAACUAAUGAACAUAUGAGAUUUGUGCCCGAAGAUGGCAAUGUCCAUGAAAUCACUUCGAAUACGAUGAACUUUUUAAAAAUCCUGGCAAAGUAUCAGAAUGUGGUGGUGAAUGUAAUGACAAGGUCGGGCAAAGCGGAUGGAAGUGAACCGGUUUUACCUAAAUUGUUUUGUAAGCUCUUUUAUCCGUCCUACGCUUAUUAUCUUACCACUGUCUCAGCGCCGGCUUUCAAAAAUUUUAUUUAUAAGGAAAGUGCCCAACCUGCAAAUUGCAGAAUUAGCUCAAAAUUUUUAUACAGACUCUUUGUUGUAUUAGUAGCACAUAUAAAAAAUCUUAGUUUGCGGUUUUAAGUUUUAAAAUUAAUACAUUUAAAUUUUCCGCCAAUUUGGCAAAUUUGGCAUUGUGUUGCAAGCACUUUUUUUAAUGUUCUCGAUAAGAUAGGCUUACAAAUUUAAAAUUCCAGGUUUAUUUGAAGUUUUUCUAUUAUUAUAUUAAAGAAAAAUAGUCAAAAGUCAAAAAACGACAAAUUUAUAAGCUUAAAACACUAUGCCAAGUUGGCGGGAAAUUCAAAACGCGAUUUUUUGAUUUCGAUUUUCUCAAGUAUGGCCGCAAACUGCAACUUAGAAUUUUACAUAAGGUCUUACAUUUACAUGAUCUUUCAAUAAAAAAAAUUUGAACGAAAUCUGAGCGUUGCAGGUCGGGUACCUUCCAUUUUUAAUUUAAAAAAUCAUACCUAAAACCCUAAUUUGUUCUUCAAUUUCAGCGCAAAUCCUCGCGGCCCUCGGGGUGAAUCUCAAAAACAAAUCCGGAGCUUACGCCGAUCCCUCAUUAACAGCCCUCUUCCUCUUCAAUAACUUUAGUUACAUCAAAAACGGCCUCAAGGAAGAGCCAUUGAAGCGAAUCGCGAGGGAUGUGAAGUCAGCUCAAUUGGUGUCAUUUUAUGAACAACAAAUCUCAGGAUAUUUGAAAAAGUACCUAGAGAGCUGGAAUAGAGUACUGGCGGUUCUGAAUGACAACACCAAUGGCAGUGUCAAGUCGAAAUAUGCGGUGAGUGGGGGUGUACAUAUAGGAGUUUUGAGGGAUAUUGUAGUAGUGUAGAAGAAUGGAAGGAAGCUUUUUGUUAUUGUGCGGCUUGUAAAGAAAGUUUUUGCAAUUUUAUGUAUUGUAAAGAAAGUUAUUGCCAUUUUAUGUUUUGUAAAGAAAGUUUUUUCGAUUUAAUUUUUUGUAAAGAAAGUUCUUACUCUUUCAUGAUUUGUAAAGAAAUUUCUUGCCAUUUUGUUCAAAAGAAAACAAAUUUUGCGUUAUGCAGACCGAGAGUGACAAGUUAUACGAUGAAUUCCAUUUUGAACAUUUCAGAAUUUUAACAAAGAAUUUGACAAUGUGAUAGCCGCCCAAAAACACUUUUGUGUGGUAGACGUGCCAACAGCAGAAUACAUUCGAAAACGGAUCAAAGAUUUGGUUUUGGCACCUUACAUCGAGUUUACCAGAAAGUGAGUUUUGAAAUUUUGAAAAAAAAAUUAAAUUUUUAAAAGUUUUAGGUAAUAAAUUUUUUUUAAUUUUGAGUUAUGAUAUGAAGGUCUAUUCAAUGAUGGCCAGUUUAUAUAUAGGUAGUCAGGCUUCAAAUUAUUCUGUCAAAAAAGUCUUGUUGCCAUUUUGCCUUGGUUUGCACGGUAAAAAACGACAAGUUUUUUGACUUUUUAUAUUGACCUAAAACAACAAAAAUAGGUUUAUACAUAAAAAAUACGGUAUUAUUUGUUUAAAAUUUUCAAAAACUUAGUUAUAAAUGUCAUACCCACCACCUAUAUUGUUAUAGACACUCCCAAGAAGCGGCCAACUUCAACCUCGACCGACAACUAAAAUACGACGCGGAGUCGGUCGAAAUAAUCAUCAACCGACUAUUCGACGUCUCCUAUUGA